AUGGAAUCAACAGCAUCAACAAGCGAUAGUGCAUCCGCCAUAACCACUGGUUUAAGUGAAGUAGACAUUAAUCAACAAUCUCCACCAAUUAUACUUAAAGAGGGUGAGAUUUUUGACCCAUUAAAAAAUUUAAAUGAAAAACAAUUAGAAGCAUUCAAAGAGAUUAAAUCAAAUUUCUCAGAUUUAACUGAUCCAACUGAUAUUGCAUUUUGUACAGAUAUGUGUUUUUUAAGAUAUUUAAGAGCUAGAAAUUAUAUUGUUUCAAAAUCUGAAAAAAUGUUAAGAGACACAUUAGAAUGGAGAAAGAAAUUUAGACCACAAGAUAUCCAAUUAGGUGGUGAUAUUAGAGAAAUUGGUUCAGCUGGUUGUGUUUAUGUAAAUAAAAGAGACAAAAAAGGAAGACCAAUCAUUUUUGCAGUUCCAAGAAAUGAUACACUCAAAAAUGUACCAAGUGAACUCAAAUUUAAAAAUUUAGUUUAUUGGUUAGAACAAGGUUUCAGUCGUAUGGAUGAACCAAAAGGUAUUGAACAAUUUUGUUUCAUUGUCGAUUAUAAAGAUUUCGGUAGUGGUAAUAUGGAUAUGAAAACAAAUUUAGAAGCUAUGCACUUUUUAUUAGAUCAUUGUCCAGAAAGAAUGGGUCAAUCUUUAUUCCUUGAUCCACCAGCACUCUUUUGGUUUGCAUGGAAAAUUAUUUCACCAUUUUUAAAUGAAGUUACACUUUCAAAAGUUAGAUUUAUAAAUAGUAAAAAAGUUGAUGGAAAAAGAACUUUUGCAGAAUUAUUAGAAUAUGUUGAUAUUGAAAAUUUGGAACAAAAUUUAGGUGGUAAUUUAGAUUAUAAUUACAAUAUCGAUGAAUACUUGAAAGAAAAUCCAGAUCCAAUCGUAGAUACUCCACCAAUCACUUUUUCAACUGAAACAGAUUCAAAAAAACAAAAGAAAGAAAAGAAAAAAGAAGAAAAAGAAAAGAAAAAAGAAGAAAAAGAAAAGAAAAAAGAAGAAAAAGAAGAGAAAAAGAAAGAAAAAGAAGAGAAAAAGAAAUUAAAGAAAGAAGCAUCUUUUACUAAACAACAAGAAAAUGCUGAUGAAGUUGAUUAA
Molecule: messenger RNA, 1095 nt
Organism: Dictyostelium discoideum AX4
Lineage: Eukaryota; Evosea; Eumycetozoa; Dictyosteliales; Dictyosteliaceae
Gene: rsc5
Product: cellular retinaldehyde-binding/triple function domain-containing protein
Exons: 3
Coding region: 1-1095 (364 amino acids)
Source: RefSeq, a predicted model, not a curated record